UUUCUGUAUAGUUAAUAACCCAACUCCCAUCAGUCAUCACCCACCUUCAGUCUUGCCUUCAUCCACUUCGAUUACAUCCACAUUUCCCUUUCGGUUUUUGAUUCUUUUGCUAACCACAAAAUGCUCACUUAGUAACCUUCGCCCUCCACAUACAAGUACUUGGUUUAAAUUUAAACCCCAUCUAUAAAUUCAGGUGGAUUAUGGUCAGGAUAGAACUACUAGCGUGUCUCAUGGGGAACACUACAAGAUCUGUUUUUCGCUUCGCGGGGAAGUUAACCAAUGACUUGUUGAGUUUUCUCGUGUUUUGUAUGCUUGAUGUUCUUGAUAUUGUUUUGUGUUAUGUGUACAAGAUUGUUGAUUUCUUUGUGGAGGAUGAAUGGAAGCCGUGUUAUUGUUCGUCUCCAAAAGAGGCGAUCAUUAACACGGGUAACAUUUUGGUGAAGGAGAAGGGAGAGGCGGAGAAGAUUGUUUGUGUUACUUCUAACAAGUUGCAGCUUGAGGAGAUAUCGGAUACGCUUUAUUCGCGGCCUUCGUUGGUGGUGGAAGUGUCGAAAACCACGGUGAAAAGGCGGAAUGUGGUUGUUAGUAAACCGGUUGGUCAAUCACCAUUUGUGGUGGAAAUGCUUCAAGAGAAGAUUGGUGGACAUAGAUCGCACCCUGUCCCACGAUGGUCGGAUUGCGAUUGUGAGACGUGUAACUCGUGGUUGAAUUCGUGUAAAGAUACUCUCUUUGUUCAUAUGGAAGGCCGGAAAGAUAACAUUAACGAGAAUGUAUUGUUUAUUCACGGGUUUAUAUCGUCAUCUGCAUUUUGGACGGAGACAUUGUUCCCUAACUUCUCGAGAUCGAUCAAAUCAAAAUACAGAUUAUUCGCAAUCGAUCUUUUAGGGUUUGGCAAAAGCCCGAAGCCUCAUGAGUCGCUCUACACGAUGAAGGAGCAUUUGGACAUGAUCGAGAGGUCGGUUAUUGAACCCAACAAGGUCGAAUCAUUUCACAUUGUGGCGCAUUCCCUAGGGUGCAUUCUAGCGCUCGCCCUCGCCGUUAAAUACCCAAAGUCAGUCAAGUCAAUAACCUUACUCGCACCGCCAUAUUUUCCAGCACCAAAAGGCGAAGAGGCGACACAAUAUAUGAUGCGAAAGGUGGCGCCACGACAGGUGUGGCCGUUGAUCGCUUUCGGGGCAUCAAUGGCUUGUUGGUACGAGCAUGUUAGCCGGACAAUUUGCUUGCUGAUCUGCAAGCACCAUCGUACAUGGGAAUUUCUAACCAAACUCAUCACCAGAAACAGGAUAAGGACGUACUUAAUCGAAGGAUUCUGCUGUCACACACAUAAUGCUGCAUGGCACACCCUUCACAAUGUUAUAUGUGGGACGGCCUCAAAAAUCGAAGGGUACUUGGACAUGGUUCAAAACCACUUAAACUGUAGCGUGAAUGUGUUUCAUGGUCAAGACGACGAGCUCAUCCCAGUUGAAUGUAGUGAUAAUGUCAAGACCAAAGUCCCUCGAGCAAAUGUUAGGGUUGUUGAGAAGAAGGAUCAUAUCACUAUCGUCGUUGGACGUCAAAAAGCCUUUGCUAGAGAACUAGAACAAAUUUGGAAGACCGCGAGAAACAGUUAAUCACUUGACUUGGUGGCAUUUGGUAGAUCUAGUAAAUCUUUAUUUUUCCAUUAUUUGUCUUUUUAGAAGAACAAAAGCAAACUCACAUUUAAGAUUAGCAAAAAAAAAA
Molecule: messenger RNA, 1719 nt
Organism: Helianthus annuus (common sunflower)
Lineage: Eukaryota; Viridiplantae; Streptophyta; Magnoliopsida; Asterales; Asteraceae
Product: probable lysophospholipase BODYGUARD 1
Exons: 4
Coding region: 201-1610 (469 amino acids)
Source: RefSeq, a predicted model, not a curated record